AUGAAUUAUAUUAAUAAAAAUGAAACGUUCUAUGAGAAUUUCGAGACAUCGUCAGAUCGUGAACAAAUAAAUAAUUGUCGUCGAAAAAAAUAUUACGAUGAUACUAGAACAGAGGAAGAAUACAUAGUAGUCAGUCAUGCUUUAGAUCCGAUUACAAUGCAGAAAUCACGUUUGCAGAAUCCUUAUGUUAUUAAAGUUCGCCAGGAGUCGGUAUUACAAUUGUACGGCUUGAAAUUUGAAAAGGUUGUCAAUGCCGAAGCAAAGGAGCAGAUUAUUAACAAUCAACAUGUUAAUUAUACGGGAUGUAACGAUGGUAUAGAAAAUCCUACAUGUGGUCUUAUAUAUGAAAAUGGAAAUCUUGUUCCUUUUAGUCAGGGAUUCUGUUGUUCGUGCCAUUCCAAAGCGAAUGGAUCGCGUCAGACGAGAAAAGAAUUGAACGAAUCAGUUGGAAAUUUUUCUUCGAAGAUAGAGACGAAAGACAAAAGGAGUGUAAACAGAUCGAGCAACAGGUCGACGACGUUUCGUAAUGCAUACGAACAAUCCUUCAAUGAUUCCAAAUUAUCAGCUGUUGCACGUACCGAUAGAACGGAAAGAAUGAAGGAAGGUCAUUUGAUAUACAGCAGUAGACGAUUGAAACAGAAUAAUGUCGAUCUGAUUAAAAAUGAGAAUAUCGAGGACACGACAUCGGCAUUAAUAAGAACUAUUUUAUUUUCUCCAAAAAUGCAAAGCAAAGGAAAAAUCGAGCCGUAUAUCGAUAGUAUUAAAGAUCAAGCGAUAAGAGAAUCAAGGAAUUUAAAUGAGAGUUAUAAUAGAGCGUCAAUUAAUUCGAAAAAUAUCGUCGACGAAUCUCGUAUUAUAGUCUCGGAUGGUUUAAAUUCGAAAAAUUACGAGGAUCGUAUCGACGACAUCGGCAAAAGCAAACGUAAAAAUUUAAUAGACGAACUGACCGAAUUGGAAAAGGCAUACGAUGCUCUUAAGAAAAUGAGAAAAGAUAAAAGGACGAAUCGUAGUACGAGAAAUGUAGAAUUGACACGAUAUAUAUAUAAAAAUUCGAAAAGAAAUGAAUUCGUUGACAAUAACAUCGAAAUGAAAACGAAUGGAUUCUCAAUGCAUUCGACUAUAGAAAAUCCUAUCCUCUUGACAACGGACGAGGAUAUAUCGAUUAAUCCGAAUAAAAAUAUUAACGUGAUAAAUUAUAACUUUGACGAUAAUCCAACGAUCGUUAAUAAACAAUAUAAUAGUUCUAACAACGAAGGAAGUAUAAAGGAUAAUGAUAAAUUAUUUAUAUUUGCACAAAAACAUAGUAAUAUUACGAUAUUGAUCGAUAGAUAUAAAAGAUCAUCAAAGCGUUUUGAUAGAUCUAAGAAAAUUUAUCGAAAUAAAUUGAAAGAUAAACGAAUAGUAAAGUUUUCAAAUACUAAUGUUGAGAAGUUCAAAGACAAUAGACUUCCCUUAAACAAAGUAAUACCUUCAAAUAAAUCCUCUUUCUCGUUGAAUCCGGUAAAUGGAGUGGAGAAGUCCACGGAGAGAGCUCAAGAAUCCAGAUAUCGUACAAACGUUCAACCGAGUGCCUGGAAAGCGAGGCAAAUCUCUGAUCUGAUUAUAAGUCGUUCUCGUUUAAAUAGUACGACCGUUGGUAAUCCAAGAAGAAAUGUUGUCCCUUAUCUCGAUCUAGACGAUGCUAAGAUCGCCUUAAAGAAGAUAAAUUCGUCAGGUGGUAAAAACUUGGCGUUAAUUUAUCAAACGGCCGAUAAAAACAACAAAGACGAUUACGACGAUAUCGAUGAUAAAUAUUUGCACGAUCAUGGACGAUCUAUAAGACGAUUAUUAUCGAUCGAUCGUUCGAACAAUAAUUUACGUGGCAUGAAACAUUCCUUAGAAUAUGACGAACCACAAAGUUUUGAAUACGAAGAUUAUAAUUAUCAACAAACCACUCUAGGGAGGGAGAAGGAGGAUCGUGAUGAUCGUUUAAAUGAAAUGAUCGAUCUAAAUACUGUUACCUCGUUGAAACAAAGAAUUUCUAUGAACGAUGAAUUAUACGAGAGUUCCAAUGAUCAUAAAAGCAUUAUGAAUGCUGACAAAUAUAUCAAACAUAUGGCCAGGGUGAUAGCGAAUCGUAGCAAUUCACAUUCUAAAUUGAAUAGAAAUAAAAUUUACAAUGACGAGUUAAAGGUUGUUAAGAAAAAUGUCAUUGAUCUUCCGAUUUAUUCGAAACGCGAUUAUUAUCUCAAUUAUAAUCCUGAAAGAUCAAACGACGUUAGAAAAAUACGAAAGAAUUUUGAUUUUAAUUCGGAAAAUUCCAACGACGAAUUAACCUUAAAUCAAAAUCAAAAGUACGAAGAUCAGAUAUCCUCGUUCGACAAUAAUAAUCGAAUAUAUCAAACAGAAAAUAAUUUGAGAUACAACGAUCAAUCUCGUUCGAAACAAUCAAGAUCGUCUUUCGAAACUUUGGAAAAUGAUUCGAUCGAUCCGAAACAAAUAGGAUACGAUGUUAAUGAUCAAAAAAAUGAAGACAUUGAUAUUUCUGUUAAUGGUAAUAUUCACGUUGAAGGUGGUAUUAAUGGACGUCCAAUAUCAAUUGCUUUCGUUGCUGUACCUGACGUCGAAUCGGACGUAGAUAUGAUAAACAAUGAUAGUUAUUUCAAUGAGCAAAAUUCUAAUUUGAAUGAGAUCAAUGAUCGAAAAGAUUCACCAUUCAAUAUCGAAUCUAACGUUAGUAAUGACAAUAAAACAACAUCUAAUAUCGAUUUGACAACCUCAAUAAUAUUCACAGUAAUGGUUGAUACUACUACGCCUGAAUCGAUUGAAAAAUCGCAAGAUCAAAAGGAAUAUUCGAUCGAGACUACGAAAAUUUCGAAGAUCACUGAAUAUUACUAA
Molecule: messenger RNA, 2877 nt
Organism: Vespa velutina
Lineage: Eukaryota; Metazoa; Arthropoda; Insecta; Hymenoptera; Vespidae
Exons: 11
Coding region: 1-2877 (958 amino acids)
Source: RefSeq, a predicted model, not a curated record